UAAGUUUAACUGCUAAUUUAAAUUACUACACGAUCUACUCUCAGCGGACGUAAAGUGUACCCAUAUCUGAUUUUUUAAACGUCCAUCAUAUUAUAUCCGAGGGUAUUUUCGAUAGAAAUGGCCGAGAAGCUCCGAAUGGAGAAUAUAAGCACUCUUCCAUUUUCCUCAGCUGACCGUCAUGGGGCAUAACUCUACAAAUCUGACGAUCUACAGAAAUUAGAGCGAGCUAAAAAAAUAACUCUAACAUGUACUUAAAGUGCACGAGCGAUGCACGUUGACACAAACAAAAUCAUCAACAUACGUUCGCUGGUCUGGUCAUAGAGUAACCAGGCAUGAAUUUGUGCUGGCGUGGUCAUAUGAUACACAUACUUGACAAUAAAAGCGUGUACUAGUUUUUAUAAGAUCUAGAGAGAUCAUUAAUACAUUUAUGUAUACACGCAAUUGCCUUCUAUACCUUCUAUGCAUUAACUAUUUGUAUAUGAAGAUUUAAGGUAAAAACUUACCGGAAAACCCACAUACACAACGCAAAAUACUGCAAGUGUUGGAUAGACUGUAUACGUGAUACCGGAAUAAAGAUGAAAAAUGUGCUUUUGCUGCUGCUGGUGCAGCUAACCAGGGAUAUUUCGGGACUGGACAACGGAUUGGCCCUGACUCCCCCCAUGGGGUGGCUGACCUGGGAACGUUUCCGGUGUAACACGGAUUGCGUCAACCGACCGGACGACUGCAUUAGUGAGACGUUAAUCAAGGUAAUGGCGGACCACCUGGCGGCGGACGGCUAUCUGGCCGCCGGGUAUCAGUACAUCAUCAUCGAUGACUGCUGGCUUGCACCGGACAGGGACGCACACGGCCGACUCCAGCCAGAUCCGGUCAGGUUUCCUUCCGGCAUCGCCGCUCUGGUUGAAUACGUUCAUGAACAAGGCCUUAAGUUCGGUAUAUACGAGGAUUUCGGAGUGCGCACGUGCGCUGGGUUUCCGGGAAGUGAGUUCUACAUGGAGACGGACGCGCAGACGUUCGCAGAGUGGGGCGUGGACUACGUCAAGUUCGACGGUUGUAACUCCAACCCACAGGACAUGGACCUGGGGUACGAAGCGUUCGGUUUGUUCCUGAACAAGACUGGGCGCCCCAUGGUGUACUCGUGCGAGUGGCCAAUGUACCAGCAGUUCGCCGGAUUUAAACCGGAUUACGCGGCCAUCCAGCGCACAUGUAACAUGUGGCGAGUUCACGGGGAUAUCAGUGACUCUUGGACCAGCGUGUCCAGCAUAAUCUCCUACUACGGGAAGGACUACAACAACAUGUCCCUGUAUGCCAAGCCGGGCGCAUGGAACGAUCCGGACAUGUUGGUUGUCGGUAAUUUUGGGCUUAGUUACGAGCAGGCCCGAGUGCAGAUGGCGAUGUGGGCGAUCAUGGCGGCGCCGAUGCUCAUGUCCACGGACCUGCGUUCCAUAACCGCCCAGGACCACCUCCUCCUCACUAACCUCAACGUGAUAGCCAUCAACCAGGAUCCACUGGGUAUCCAGGGGAGACGUAUUUUACAGAUUAAUGGCACUAAUGUAGAGGUGUGGUCCCGCCCCAUCAGUCCAGUUGGCAGCUUCGCCAUCGCCUUCCUUCAGCUGGCCAACCACGGGGACCCGACCCCCGUGUCCGUCACUGGCCGCGACAUCGGCCUCACUGCUUCCGGUUAUAUGUUCAUGGACGGAUUUAAUAAUCAGCCGAUGGGAACUUACGGCCCUGACUCCCCAGUGAAAGUUGUUGUGAAUCCGAACGGUGUUGUGCUGUUCAGAGCUAAGCCUAUCUAAGCAUGGGUUUAGUACUGUAUUUAAAUUGUUCUUAAAUGUAUUAAAUAAAAGCUAUGUAAUAAUU
Messenger RNA from Mya arenaria, 1860 nucleotides. RefSeq names its product alpha-N-acetylgalactosaminidase-like. Gene Ontology annotation, cellular component: cytoplasm. The record is from RefSeq and is a predicted model, not a curated record. Gene Ontology annotation, biological process: glycosylceramide catabolic process; glycoside catabolic process; oligosaccharide metabolic process. NCBI's taxonomy places the organism in Eukaryota, Metazoa, Mollusca, Bivalvia, Myida, Myidae. The transcript is spliced from 7 exons. Gene Ontology annotation, molecular function: alpha-galactosidase activity. Bases 576 to 1796 code for a protein of 406 amino acids.